AUGGCACUAGUCACGCUCCUCGCAGCGGGCAUCUAUCUCGCUAGCAUAGCGAAUUCCUUGGCUGUGACACAUUCCAGCAAUAAUAGUGAGCCAGGUUCUCCAACCAUUGACCUUGGAUACUCGAAGUACCGUGGUGUCAGACUUCCAGGGGGUGUGGAUCAGUUCCUGGGGAUGCGAUAUGCACGGGCACCUGUCGGUGAACUCAGGUUUAGAGCGCCACGGGAGCCAGAGUACGAGUACGAAGAACAAGACGCCUCCCAGUUUGGCGCUCUCUGCCCGGGUACCGGACAGCAACCUGGCAACGGUCUAGAUGAGGACUGCCUUUUUGUGAAUGUGUUCAGACCCUCAGAAGCUACUCCAGAGUCUAAGCUGCCGGUAUUGAUAUAUAUUCAAGGUGGCGGGUACGCAGCAAUGGGGAAUCCAAACUAUAACGGCACAGAGAUCAUUCGGUCUUCCGGUGGUAACAUGAUAGUAGUAUUGUUCAACUACCGCGUCGGCGUCCUUGGGUUCCUCGCCAGUAACUGUUUAGGGCACGAGGCCGACUUAAACGUCGGCCUUCUCGACCAACGCCAGCUAUUUCUCUGGGUUCAGACGCAUAUCGGCAAGUUCGGUGGCGAUCCGAGUCAUGUUGUCAUACAAGGCUCGUCAGCUGGAGGUGGCUCCGUAUCCCAUCACCUCACGGCCUACAGAGGCCGCGACAAAGAGCGCUUUUUCGUCGGAGCAAUCCUGGAGAGUCCGUUUUGGCCAACACUUCGAACUGUCUCGGAGAUGGAGUUUCAGUAUCAGCGGUUGAUGGGAUCGACUGGCUGCUCCUCUGUGGGUUGUCUACGAAAGAUGAGCCUUUCUGCUCUUCAGGCGGCGAGCGGCGGCUCUGCCUUUCCUGACACCAGACCUGGCGACCCCCUACCGCUUUUCUACUGGCUACCCGUCAUUGAUGGCAACUUGAUCCCCGACCAACUCCAUACCCUCUUCGCGACCGGCCAGUUCGCCCAUGUGCCCAUGCUGGUGGGCCACGUUGCCAACGAGGGCUCAUGGUUUGCCAACAAUGCGUCUAGCGCCGCAGAGGUCUCUUCUUUCCUUCGCUCCAACUACCCCCACCUCAAAGAGACUCAGCUAGAAGAGAUCAGUCACAAAUACGCGAAUAUGGCUCCGCUCCCUGGCCACGCAGCCUUCUUCCCUAGUGCUUCGGCUGCGUAUGGUGAUGCCACAUUUGCCUGCCCUGCCAACGAGAUGGCCAGCGCUGUAGCCCGCUUUGCUAGCGCUGCUGAGGUGUGGAGUUACCGGUACAACGUGCUCGAUCCGGAGAUUGUGGCUGGUGGCUACGGGGUUCCCCACACCUUCGAGAUAAGCGCAGUCUUUGGUCCAGGACAGGCGGGCUGGGCUGCAAGCUCUUACUACACUACUAAUGCUCCCAUUGUGCCCGUUGUCAUGGGGUACUGGACGAGUUUUGUGCGAAACUUGAAUCCGAACACUUAUAAACACUCCGACUUGCCAGAAUGGGAGACUUGGGGAAAUUUGUCGGGCUCGCAACUCCGGCUGCAGACCAAUGACACAGCAAUGGAAGUGGUUCCCGAUUGGCAGAUCAGGAAUUGCACAAUGUGGAGGUAUCUUGCACACACGAUGGAGCUAUGA
Molecule: messenger RNA, 1632 nt
Organism: Aspergillus lentulus
Lineage: Eukaryota; Fungi; Ascomycota; Eurotiomycetes; Eurotiales; Aspergillaceae
Product: acetylcholinesterase
Molecular function (GO): carboxylic ester hydrolase activity
Source: RefSeq, a predicted model, not a curated record